UAUUAAGAUGGGGCUGUUCCUUCAGAUGUUGAUGGCUUUAGCAAUUAUGAUGGUUUCCUUGCAAGGAUGGCAGCCUCUUGGUUGCUUGGAGGAAGAGAGAAUCGCUCUGCUUAACCUGAAAGAUGCUUUUAACUAUCCCAAUGGCACCUCCCUUCCCUCCUGGAUAAAAGGUGACGCCCACUGUUGUUAUUGGGAACGUAUUGAGUGCAGCAGCAGUGCAGGUCGACUCACCGCACUCGCUCUUGACGGCGUAAGGAAUCAGGAACUGGGAGAUUGGUACUUAAACGCCUCCCUCUUUCUUCCUUUCCAAGAACUUUAUUGGCUCGACUUGUCACGCAAUCGUAUAGCUGGUUGGGUUGAGAAGAAAGGUGGUGGUUAUGAGUUCCAGAAAGUGAGCAAUUUAGAGUACAUUGACUUGGGAGUUAAUCGUUUCGACAACAAUAUUUUAUCAUUUAUGGAGGGAUUUUCAUCUCUUAAAUCACUAUAUUUAGAUUAUAAUAGGCUGGAAGGGUUAAUAAAUUUAAAAGGUUAG
Populus nigra (black poplar) is the source of this 532-nucleotide messenger RNA. Its product is annotated as receptor-like protein 9a. Bases 8 to 532 code for a protein of 174 amino acids. The record is from RefSeq and is a predicted model, not a curated record. The transcript has 2 exons. NCBI's taxonomy places the organism in Eukaryota, Viridiplantae, Streptophyta, Magnoliopsida, Malpighiales, Salicaceae.